AUGAGCACCAGGCAGGUGGCUAGGAAGGAUGAGAGAGACACCGAUGUGAGGAGACAGGAGGCUGAGCUUCAGAACCGAGCCCACCUGAGCCAAGAGCGCCGGCUCAAACAGGCUACCCAAUUCCUGCACAAGGACUCUGCCGACCUGCUCCCCCUGGACAGUCUCAAGAGGCUGGGCACCUCCAAGGACUUGCAGCCACACAGCGUGAUCCAAAGGCGCCUGAUGGCGGGAAACCAGAGUCAGCUUCAGGGUGAGUCUCCCCUAACACAGGCCCUAACACAAGACCAGAACAGCAAGGAGACCUGGACAACAGAGAUUCCGGUCCUUCUUGUCAAUUGCAAGUGCCAGGACCAGCUGCUGAGAGUGGCAGUGAACACAGGCACACAGUACAAUCAAAUCUCUGCUGGAUGUCUCAGUCGCCUGGGGUUAGAGAAGCGGGUCCUUAAAUCCCCAGGUGGGGACCUGGCACCUGGACCUCCAGCCCAGGUGGAACAGCUGGAGCUACAGCUAGGGCAGGAGACUGUGGCAUGCUCAGCCCAGGUAGUAGAUGUCGAAAGUCCUGAAUUCUGCCUUGGACUGCAGACGCUGCUAUCUCUCAAGAGCUGCAUCGACCUGGAGCGUGGAGUGCUGCGGCUGAAAGCCCCAUUUCCAGAGCUGCCCUUCCUGCCUUUGUACCAAGAUCCUGGCCAGUGA
Molecule: messenger RNA, 693 nt
Organism: Chrysochloris asiatica (Cape golden mole)
Lineage: Eukaryota; Metazoa; Chordata; Mammalia; Afrosoricida; Chrysochloridae
Gene: NRIP2
Product: nuclear receptor interacting protein 2
Exons: 6
Coding region: 1-693 (230 amino acids)
Biological process (GO): proteolysis
Molecular function (GO): aspartic-type endopeptidase activity
Source: RefSeq, a predicted model, not a curated record